GGACGGAGUAGCGCAGUUCUGGAGCCUGCGACACCCGUAAGCAGUCGCAUCGAUGCGCGUCGUCCACUACUGAGCAACGCACCGGCUGCGCACAAAGACACAGAGAGACACGAGCAAAUGGCAGCAGCCCUCGAGUGGCACGCCCGCAGCGACGGCAACCACUGGCCCCUCGCGGAACGACUACGAGCGGGCCUCGACAGUGAACUCUUCGACGCUCGGAUCGCGCGCGUCGACGACCUCAACGGAUUGCCGGGCCGCGCCGCGGGCGGGAAGCCGGUGCAGCGGUUCAAGCUCCGCGAGCUAAUCAGAAUUGCGUCGGAAGCAUCAACACCCUUCGUCUGGAGCGACGUCGACGUCCAGCCUCUGGGAUCCUUGCAGAGGCUCCACGACGCGAUAACUGACGCGCUACGGACGGACGCGGAUCUCUUCGUGCAGCGCGAGUUCGCGGACUGCGGCUGCAACGUCGGGUUUUUAAUCGUGCGGCCGUCGCCGCGAAUGGAUGCCUUCCUCGAGAAAUGGCUCCGGGAUCUCGAGUCUACCAAUACGUUAGAUCAAAAAAUACUGAACCGGUACCUCCUCGCCAAUGAAGCGUCGAUUUCAGUAAAGCGGCUUCCCACGACCUUCUGGGCGUCCUCGUCGGCGCCGCCGCUGCUCCACGAGCUGGUGCUCCACCACGCGAAUUUUGUGGUUGAUACGCAGCGGCGGCCGUCGAGCGACCCCUCUCCGAAAAUCGCGCAGCUCGAUGCGGUGAGGCGUUGUUUCGACGAGAAGGACGCGGCCGCGUUUGGGACCCUCGCCGGGUUCAUCGCGGGGGACGCGUCGCUCGCGAAGUAUCGGGAGCGGCACUUCCCGGACCCGGGGGCCUGGGCGGCGCUCCCCUGACCGGCGCCGCGUCGACGGCGUGUCGGGCUGACGCGUGACUCGGACUCGGUACGCCGUCGACGCGUGACUAAUGUGU
Molecule: messenger RNA, 958 nt
Organism: Pelagomonas calceolata
Lineage: Eukaryota; Pelagophyceae; Pelagomonadales; Pelagomonadaceae
Source: the annotation of a GenBank genome assembly